This is a messenger RNA of Cyprinus carpio (common carp), 4622 nucleotides long. RefSeq names its product claudin-20. Gene Ontology annotation, biological process: bicellular tight junction assembly; cell adhesion. Gene Ontology annotation, molecular function: structural molecule activity. NCBI's taxonomy places the organism in Eukaryota, Metazoa, Chordata, Actinopteri, Cypriniformes, Cyprinidae. Gene Ontology annotation, cellular component: plasma membrane; bicellular tight junction. The record is from RefSeq and is a predicted model, not a curated record.
CCAUUUCAUGAUGUUUCAAAUCAUUUUAGGGAUAUUUCGUUUUAGUUUUUAACUGGAAAACAAGAUGUUUAAUAAGAAUAUUAUUUUUUUUCCCGUUAAAUUUAUAUAUUUAAAAUCCAAAACAUUUAAUCAAUGCAGCUUAAAUCAGAUAAUAAACAGCAUAUAAAAUAUAUAGGAAAACUCUUUCCAAAUGAAUGUCAAACAGUUAUUACUCUGAGAGAAAAAAAUCGGGAUACAUGAAAGCAAUCAAAAUCGACGUUAAAUCAAAUCAAAAAGCUUGGGACAUUAGAUCUUAGACGGGUCUGAUCGCUGUGAGAACAUAUACAACAGAGACUUUCAUGCGCGCGAAGUUGAGAGAUCUGCGUGACGUAGACCAUCAUUCGUGCGGCUUUGAAAACAGCAUCGUCGCUUCAUCUCUGAUGUCCUCUAAUAUACCGCUGCUUCUGAAGACACGGAUAACAUGAACGGAUCCUUAACGUCACAACCACGGGCGUUUAUACUCUGUUUUUGUAUUUAGCAGCGUGUGUACGUUUGUAUAUGUGUGUGCUCGGAAACCUGACGCGUCUCUGCAGCAGCCGAGGCAGGCGGCGGUGCUGAGGAGUCUCUGCCGUCGCAGUUGCAGCCGAAGGAGAGGGGACUAGGCAAGCUCGUGUGAAUGUUGGGCGAGUUAAGGAACGUGGCAGGAUGGCGUCCACUGGCACGCAGAUCUUCGCCUUCGUGCUGGCAUUGCUAGGCAUCUUAGGUGCCACGGUGGCCACGUUAUUGCCUAACUGGAAGGUGAGCGCGGAUGUUGGCUCCAACAUCAUCACUGCCAUCUCGCAGAUGCAGGGGCUGUGGAUGGACUGCACCUGGUACAGCACAGGCAUGUUCAGCUGUACGCUAAAAUACUCUGUGCUGGCGCUGCCCGCAUACCUGCAGACGGCACGCACCACUAUGGUGCUUUCCUGCGUGCUGGCAGCGCUGGGAUUGUGUUUGGCCUCUUUGGGUUUAAAGUGCACUCGCUGGGGUGGGGGACGGCGUGCUAAACGUCACGCUGCCAUGGCUGCCGGCACCUGCUUUCUGGCCUCUGGCUUUCUCUGCCUUGUUCCUGCCUCCUGGUACACAAAUGAAGUUAUUGUCAGUUUCCUGGAUGCCAACGUGCCCGAAAGCAACAAGUUUGAGCCGGGUGGCGCCGUCUACGUAGCCUUCCUCUCGUCUGGUUUACUUUUCGUGGGUGGAUCCAUUUUCUGUCUGUCCUGCCCGGGGAAGCGAAACGGCAACCAGGAUUUAAUACUUCUCCCUCCAGACAAACUCCUCUUGCAGCAGCAGCAGCAACUGCUGCAACAACAGCAGCAACAGGACCAGCUCCAGCACCAGUACUGCUCUCUCUCCCCGCUGGAUAACAAGACUGGCUACAGCCUGCAGGACUAUGUAUAGGGGACGGGUAGUUCUGGAGCAAGACAAGUGCAAUGUACUGCCACUCGACCUCUUGGCUCUUGUGAUUACAACAUGAAAGGGCGAGAGGGACCGCAACUUUGAAGCAUUUCCCUUAUCGUUUCGUCUCUCUCCCCUUUUUAAGAUCAGCAAGCACAAAACAAUGGAAGUAUUCCCUCAAGCGACGUCUACGAACAGACGGAUCGUGAAUACUGAGGGGCGAGUGGCAGCAAUGCUGCAGCUAAAGCGGUGUGAAAGAGACGAUAAAUAAAUGCACAUAUCCAGCAUCCUAGUAAAUCGUAUUAAAGUGUUCCUCUGGGAACGGAUUAGCAACAACGGAAUGUUUCUGCUACUUCAAAUCCCACCCCCCUUCCCAAAGACCUGAACUCAGAAGCAAUCGUUUAGCUGCUAACAAUCGUUUGGUAACCUCUGUUUAAGUAAGAUGGCAAUAUGUCUCUUAGAGGCAACAGUAUGGGAGAGCCCUUGUUUGGGAGACCCUUUGUUUUUCUUUCUAUUUGAGUAAUGGUUGUGUUAAUAAAAUAUCUUGUCUUAUUUUGGUAGCUGAUAGGAUGAUUGAUAUUCUGCCUAAGCAUGCUUUCUGGAGCCUGUGCAUAAUGCAGUGGAAUGCCUGAUGUAGACUGAAUUGUAGCCAUAUAGCCUGUGCCUAAAAGAGCUGUAGUACAUAAACCGCUGAAACUGUUUGGAGAGAAGUAGGAGGAGAGAGUGAAUAGGGGUUGCUGGGUCAGGCAUGUAUGGGAAAUCCAUAUCGAGGCUGAGAGGAAACAGCCCCUUCUUACGUCAAAUGGAAGAUGUAAUGUUGUACUUUCACAUUUUGCCCCAGACAAAAGCAAGCUGCCUUGAGCUCAGGGCAUGCUGUUUGCCGCUCUAUCACGCACACACUCAUCAUGCUGCAUGUGUGCUUUUACUCUCACUGCCAUGGAAACGGGAUUCUACACCCAAAUACGUGUAUUGUCUAGGGUCGUGUCUCUCUGCACACUCAGAGGAUGGUGGUCCUGUCUGUGACAAGCUUGAGGCUGUAAUAAAUCACUCCAGCCAACAGCAGAGGAUCUGUGUCUAGAGACCAAGCCUCUGCAACACCCCUUCUCUCAGAUGGGAGGGUCUGUACCCUGCUGACCACCUCCGAGCUUGAGAAUAUGAUCAGUAGACAAUGUAUGUAUAGCUGAUUGUUUAACAGACAUAGCAUCAACAAAGACGAGAUUGAGUUUCAGUAACUGGCAGCACUUUUAUGGAAGCAUGUGGCACCUGAUAAGGCUGCAAUCUGCUUGGGUCCACUCUCACAGGAAGUACAUCAUUGCCAAAUGACUUUCCUUUUUUCAAAAUUUGAAUAAGCAGCCACAUUCAUCGAUAAAUGCAUCAGCAGUGCAUCUGCUGACAGACUGUCACCUACAAGGGGCUCUUUACGUCAUCUUAAAUGAAUAUUUCAUGGCAUGCUGUCGAUUACAAGAAAAAGGGAAACAGUUAAACAUUUAAAGUGUUCAUUUAUGGUGCUGCUCACACACCUUCACCCAUAGGAUAGUUCACCCCAAAAUUAACACUUUGUCAUCAUUUACUCACCCUCAGGUAGUUCCAAACCUGUACGAGUUUGAAUUCCUACAGAUUUGGAACCUGUAUGAAGUCAGGAACUGUUUGGUUACAAACAUUCUUCAAAAUAUCUUCUUUUGCUUUCAACAGAAGUUCACACAAGUUUGGAACCUUAAAUGAUGAAGAAAAAAAAAGUCAAUUUUUGGGUGAACAAUCCCUUUAACUGCAUUUCCAUUUUACUUGCUUGCCACUGAUGAAAUUUUAUAUGAACUUAAACUUAGUCAAUUUUCGUCUCUGUAAAAACAGACAACAUGUCACAGAUACUGGCCAUACAGAUUCUACUAUUCAUUUAAGUAUGGGAAAGUGUACUCUUCCUCCCUCAGUGCUCACCAUCCCGUUCUCCUUGAGCGCUUAUGGAUGUUGCCUCUGACAGCCAGAACAGUUGCAUGUCAUGUGCAAAUUUGCCAAUGCAUGUACACACAAACACCCCGUCAUAAGCAUGUCCCCUCCCCUGUAAAUAUUACUUGUGCCAAGAGUGGAGUAAGUGUGUGUUGUGCUUGAAUGCAGCCAUGCGUUUCUAUGCUGCUGAAGGGAGGGAUGCAAUUUCAGUGUUGUUCUGCUCUGGCAAAAAGCUUUGGCAGUGAUGGAUAGCACAGCGCAUUCUUCCUCUCAAGCAGAUUCCCAUAGGCGAGCAGAUGGCUGGGCCCAGUUCGCCCCCUGCAGGCGGCAGCGGGCUUGCUGUGUGAGCACAGCCAGGUUUUGUGCUGCCCCUCUAGGGCAGAUUAUGCCCUCCUCAGCAGACCAUGCUAGCCCCUGGACAAUAACAACUGCCCAUGCACCAUUACCGAAUGCAAUAAGCACUCCUCCUACCCUCCAAAAGUAACGUUGCACUGAAAUGUUACAAUUGUGAAUGUGCCAAACUCAUGACUACUUUGCAAAUGUAUAUACAGGUGUACUGUUCUGUUUGCCAAAAGCGAGAUGAUUUAAAGUUUUGAAAGACAUCUGUACUGGGAGAUAAUUUUAUAAAUAUCAACUAAUAUAAAAUUCCAAAGCACAGUAAUUCUAGGAUCAUACGCAGUUCAAGUUCACUAGGACAGGCUUGAAAGGACUGAGAUGAUUUUUAAAUUGUGCUUUGGGAUUUCAUAUUCAUCAAAGCUCUGCAAAGAUUGUGUUUAUCAUUAUUAGUUUACUGAGAGCACUGUUCAACACCCAAGCAUGUUCACAGCAAAUCUUCUUCAUAAGAAGACAAACAUUUACACCUUUAAUUGUGUAACCUCAUUUGAAAGCUAUUUAUUUUUUUGUUGGCUUAACAUGGUAAAAGAUACACUGAAAUGAAGAUGAUUAUCUGUAGAUAGUAUUACCAGAAGAGGUUUUAUAAUUAUAAAUACAAACUAUUCAUAUAUUGUUAUGGUGCAGCUUGUUUAUUAGCACGCUAUAGAAAAGAAAAGAAGUUUCAUAUGAUCCAGACGAAACAAACAGGCACCUCGUUUUUGUUCAGUGGCCAAUUGAAUUAUUUUUCAUUGGAUAAAUGCAGCUUAUAUCUUGGUGGAUGCUUCUGCACCUUCUUAAUUUUGCAGAGGAUACUGUUCAAAUAUUUCUGUACUGUUCUCUCAAUGUGCUUGUGCAAGUAGUUAUAUUUUUAUUAAUAAAAAUUGGUGUAAGCAGUA